Messenger RNA from Nicotiana tabacum (common tobacco), 792 nucleotides. The record is from RefSeq and is a predicted model, not a curated record. NCBI's taxonomy places the organism in Eukaryota, Viridiplantae, Streptophyta, Magnoliopsida, Solanales, Solanaceae.
CAGUCUUUCUCCUAGAAAAAUACCUAAGGUUUAUGAAUAAUCUGUCAUUCAUUUUCAAUCCUAUUAAUGCUUGUUAUUUUCCUCGGUUGAAUCUUGUUACAGGCAAGAUGAAACUUAUACGCAGUGUCUUAUGGGCUGCCAAUGCUUUCAAAUUACAUUCUUCUCAUCAUCCUCAAGCUUUCAGGACCUUUUCUGCAUUUCCAAAUUAUGGUAUUCAAGGGAAGACUGAAAGAAAAAUAUGCAGUAAUCAGCACUCUGACUUGGGAAUGAAUGUUUAUUCACCAUAUAAUGCUGGGAGGAGGUGUUUCAUACAUUCUGAAAGCCCAAAGGAAGCUGAGAUGAGAAACAAUUCUAGACCAAUGGACUUUGUUAGAGGACUUACGGAGGACAAUACGAGGGGUAUUCUGGGUGAUGCUCCACUUUCUAGGUAUCAUGUCGAGCAGGAUGCUGAUAUUGUUCAUAUAAAGGUUCUUCGCAACAACGCCUUUGUUACUGUGACGGAUUCAAAAGGGAAUAAAAAGUUUGGGGCUACUGCAGGUAAGAUAACAGGAAAAGGAACGAAAAUUGCAAGAUACGCUGCUGAAUCAACUGCAGAACAUGUUGGGCGUGAAGCCAGAGACCGGGGCUUGAGGUUUUGGUGGCCUUUAGCUGUCGUAGUACAUGGAGUAGGCUGCUUCCCGCUUAUCAAUUUACAGUGCAUCUGAUGUAAUAUCGAUUAUCCACAAUGUCAAAUAGCGAAAAGGCUUUUGUUUGUACUAUUGGUAUGAAGUUGUUUUUGAAAAAUUUGCUGAA